Messenger RNA from Cooperia oncophora, 774 nucleotides. The record is from the annotation of a GenBank genome assembly. Lineage: Eukaryota; Metazoa; Nematoda; Chromadorea; Rhabditida; Trichostrongylidae.
AUGGACGAAGAUGUUAUCGAAUUAAAUGUCGGUGGAACGCACUACAGCACCAUUCGACGAACGUUAAUGAAAGAACCUGACACAUUACUCUAUAGAAUAGCCAGCUCCUCUACAUCAUCUCUACCAAAAGCAAUUAUUCAACUCGACAAAAACAAAUAUUUUAUCGAUCGAGAUGGCCAAUUAUUUUCUCACAUUCUCAACUAUCUACGAACAGAGAAGCUAAUAUUGCCUGAAGGAUUCGCAGACGUUGCACGUCUCAAGAAUGAAAUUGAAUUCUACGAAAUCGAAAAGCUACGAACGGCACUUGGUCCACAACUUACAACGUUAACUCCGAUGAAACCAAAACUUUCCAAUGGAGCUUUCUAUCCGAUAAACGAGACUGGAGGCUACAUUACUCUUGGCUACCGAGGUACAUUUGCAUUCGGACGGGACGGCCAAGCAGACGUCAAGUUCCGGAAAUUACAUCGAAUCCUCGUUUGUGGAAGAGCGACGUUAUGCCGUGAGGUUUUUGGCGAGACGUUGAACGAAAGUCGUGAUCCUGGUGGACCCGAUGAUGGCGAGCGCUAUACUUCACGGCUUUAUCUCAAGCAUCAAUGCCUCGAACGAGCCUGUGACGUCAUGGCCGAAAAAGGCUUCAAAUUGGUCGCAACGUGUUGCAGUGGUGCUAACGGACUCGCGGCUGCUAAUCAUCCCAUUGUCGCCGGUGCUUUAAGUGGAGCCAGUACAACGGUAAUUCUCCCGAUUCUUUCAGCUAUUUUCGAGAUUUUUUCCUGA